AUGGAUAUUGAUGUGUAUUUGCAACCAUUAAUCCACGAGUUAAAGUUAUUGUGGGAAGGUGUUCCUGCCUUUGAUGCGCAUAGUGGAAAUAAAUUUAAGAUGCGAGCAGCCUUACAUUCCACUAUAAACGACUUUCCGGCAUAUGCUAUGUUGUCCGGUUGGAGUACAAGAGGUUACAAAGCUUGCCCUACAUGUGCCCAUAAUACUAAUUCAUAUUGGUUUGGCGGCAGAAUGUGCUACCCAGGGCAUCGAAAAUGGUUGCCAAUUGAUCAUCCUUAUCGUUCUCAAGGUAAUUUAUUUGAUGGGGAAAAUGAAUACGGGGUUGCUCCGGUCCCUGCAAGUGGGAUAGACAUUUUGAAGGAACUAGAAAAGGUUAAGUAUGUUUAUGGACAAUCAAAGAAAGCACAACCAAAGAAAAUAUCUAAGAAAAGAAAGAGACUUCAAGGUGGAACUUCUCAUGAUGAGCCGGAUGAUGAUGAUGGUGGUGAAGAGGAAGCCAAUGUUAUUUGGAAAAAGAAAAGUCUACUCUUUGAGUUGGAGUAUUGGAAACAUAAUCCUCUAAGACAUAAUUUAGAUGUUAUGCACAUUGAAAAGAAUGUGUGUGACAAUGUGAUAGGAACUCUUUUAGAUAUGGAUAAAAGUAGAGAUGAUAAGCAAGCAAGACAGGCUCUCAAAGACAAAAAUAUAAAAUCUCAUCUUUGGCCUCAAUCUGAUCCAAAUCGUGUUAAUGACCAUUUGCCUCCCGCUGAAUACACCAUGUCUACAGAAGAGAAAGAACGUUUUUUAAGGGUCAUAGAAAAGCUUAAAGUUCCCGAUGGAUACGGGUCUAAUUUGCAAAGAUGCGUAAAUAUUAAGCAGCGUAAACUUAUUAAUUUGAAAAGCCAUGACAAUCAUGUCCUCAUGCAAGAUAUUCUUCCUAUUGCUUUAAGAGCAUCGAAUGCCACUAAAGUUAUUGACUUGCUUGAGGAGUUGUCUGACUUUUUCAAGAAUAUUUGUUCGACCACUAUUCAUUCUGAUGAUUUGGAUACCAUUCAGUCAAAGCUUGUAUUGACUCUUUGUAAGUUGGAGAAAGCUUUUUUACCAAUAUUCUUCACAAUCAUGGUUCAUCUACUAAUCCAUCUAGUGGAUGAGGUCAAGCUUGGCGGACCUGUUCAAUACCGAUGGAUGUAUCCCAUUGAAAGGUACUUGGCAUUUUUGAAAUCUCAUGGAAGCAAUAAAGCCCAACCUGAAGGGUCAAUUGCGGAAGGGUACCUCUUAUGGGAGACAAUUACAUUCUGCUCUAGAUAUUUAGAAAGUGUCGAGACCAUAUUCACCCGACCGAAAAGAAAUGAAGAUGGUGUUCUAGACAAUGACACCUAUUUAUAUCAUUCGGGUUGUCGUGUGGUUGGAAAGCAAGAAAACGCCUAUAACAUAGAUGUUAGUACAACAGAAGGAAAGUUGAGAAAAGCCUUGGCCGGUGGUUUAAGUAAUUACAGUAAAAAACUUAAAAGCGUCAUUGUCAAUGGCUACAAAUUUGAUACUGUGGAACGCGAGCGAUUUCGCAAGACACAAAAUUCUGGAGUUUUUGUGGAAGCAAAUGGCCAAGAGUAUUAUGGAAGACUCCAAGACAUAUUCGAAUUAAAUUACUAUGGUUCUUUCAAGGUUAUAAUGUUCCGUUGUGAAUGGGUUGAUAUACAUAGGGGUUUGAAAACAAACCCAAAUGGUAGUGUUCGUGUAAAUUUCUCGAAGUUGAUGCACACUGGCCAAAAUUUGCAUGAUGAUCCAUUUGUUUUCUCAUCUCAAGCAAAACAAUGUAUUUACAUUGAGGAUGAGAUACAACAAGGAUGGUCGCAUGUUGUUAAGACUAAGCCUAGGGACUUCUUUGAUAUAGGCGAUGAUGAGCCUUAA
Molecule: messenger RNA, 1887 nt
Organism: Spinacia oleracea (spinach)
Lineage: Eukaryota; Viridiplantae; Streptophyta; Magnoliopsida; Caryophyllales; Amaranthaceae
Exons: 3
Coding region: 1-1887 (628 amino acids)
Source: RefSeq, a predicted model, not a curated record